GUGAACACAGCCAUGGAGAACCAGACAGCUACGAUAGCCACGCUUACGAAGCUGGUCGGCGGUCUGUCCCGGGACAAGGACGACCUGACCCGGCAGCUGCAGGACGUCACGCGGCGCAUGAAGAAGGGCGGUCGGCAUGGCGAUCGUCACGGCGACCGUGGAACGGGGACGCGGAGGGCGCAGGUGGCGUCGGAGGCCGUGGUGCGGAUCGGGGACAUCGAGGAUGUGGAUGAUGGAGGUGUGGAGGCAGUGAUCAAACGAGUCACAGAGUCACAACCCAAACCUCAGCCUAAACCUGAGCUCAAGCCACAGCCUAAACCUCAGCCCAAGCUGCCAAAAGGAAACUACACUUGGAAUGAUACACUCCCCAAACCUCGGCACUGUGCGGAUAUCCAGCGCGGCGGGAAGUCCACCAGCGGAGUUUACCGGAUCUACCUGCCGGACCACGAAGACGCGCCCGUCCCCGUCUGGUGUGACAUGGACACCGACCCCGGCGGCUGGACGGUCAUACAGAAGCGCGCCAACGGGACCGUCAACUUCUACCGCAACUGGGCGGCGUACAGGGCCGGGUUUGGGGACCCACGGGGGGACUUCUGGCUCGGGCUGGAGAACAUGCACCGCCUCACGGGGCGGGGGGGCUACAAACUUCAGGUCAGUAUGGAGGACUGGAACGGCAUCGUGGCUUACGCAGAGUACAACAGCUUCAAAAUAGAGGGGGAGGAGAGCAAGUACCGGCUACGCCUGGGGAAAUAUCACGGGAACUCCGGGGACGCCAUGACCUGGCACAACAACAUGGCCUUCACUACCAAGGACAGCGACAACGACCCGUUCAUUGGGAACUGUGCGGGGUACCAGCGAGGCGGCUGGUGGUACAACGCCUGCGCGCACUCCAACCUGAACGGGAUCUACUACCCCGGCGGGUACUACAGCAGCCGGUAUCAGGACGCUGUUUACUGGGCAGAGUGGCGAGGGGGAAGCUACUCACUAAAAACUGUCAUGAUGAAGGUUAGGCCCACUGGAAACCAGGCUUUAACAUAGCAAAUAUAGCACAGCAGAACCAGGCUUUAACAUAGCACACAUAGCACAACUAUAGCACAGCAGAACCAGGCUUUAACAUAGCACAACUAUAGCACAGGCUUUCACAUAGCACAGCAUAACAUAGCUACAGCAUAGAUACAGCACAACUACAGCACAACUAGAAACUGUCAUGAUGAAAGUACGGCCCACUGGAAACCAGGCUUUAACUAGCACAGCAGCAGAACAACAUAUAGCAAAUGUAGUCCAGCUACAACAUAGAACCAUGCUUUCACAUAGGACAGCAGAACUAGACAUUAAAUAUAGCAAAUAUGGCAUAACUUAACAGCACAACAGGCACCCAGGCUUUAACAUUGCAGAACAGCCCAGCAGAACAAUCACAUCGCAAAUGUAGUGCAACUACAGCACAGCUGCUACAUAGUAACUUGAGGCUUUAACAAUAUUAGCAAACAUAGCACAGCUACAAAAUAGAAACAGACUUUCAAAUAGCACAGCAGAACAGCAAACAUGGCAAAGCUACAUGUACAACAAGACUUGAACAGCUCCAGCACAGACCCAGGUACACAGACAUGAGGAAGCAUGUUCUCCAGUCCUACAGUGGAUGUCAGCAUUUAUCACAACCAUGUAAUGAGAUUACUGGAUAUGAUACAUACACAGCUGUAAGCUUCUGAUUCUUACAUUACAGACAGCUUGUAUCUAUCCGGCUUCCUGGGUCCUCAUUUGGUCUGGGGAAAAUUAUUGUGGAAGGACAAUUAUGUAACAAACGAUCAUGUAUGUAACAGACUCGCAACAUUUCAUGUAUGCAACAAACUUGCCACAUUUCAUGUGAAAGGAGCUUCUAAAGUUUCCAUAGCAACCUACCACUGGUCAUGUGAUCAGUUGCCAUAGCAUCCUAGUUUCCAAAGCAACCUACAGUUUCCAUAGAAACCUACAGUUUCCAUAGCAACCUACAGUUUUCAUAGCUACCCACUGGUCAUGUCAGUUUCCAUAGCAACAGUUUCCAUAGCAACCUACCCACUGGUCAUGCCGGUUUCCAUGGUAAUAUGAUCAUUAGUUUUCAUAUAUAGGAAGUUAUUAGACCUGCCAGUUUGCACAUAUCCACAUGUACGUGUAAGUUGAGGAAGAAACUUGCCAUAUUUUGUUAUUUUGUAAAUAUUUUUGAUGUUGAGAUGUGACAUUGUGAUGACUGUUGUCAUAAUCCAUAAUGAUAUGAUAAAUGCACCUACAUGAUAUAGAUAUCAGCAUUGUGUUGUUUACAGAAGAAAGGGGCAAAGUAGGAUGUUUUUUGUUAUUCAUGUUGUACAUUAAGGUAAAAUCAUGAUGAUGAAUUUGUUAAAAACAAGACCUGAAGGAUUUGAUGUGAUUUUUACAUACUAUUAUUCCAUUUUUUCAUUUGUCCCUUGUUUUAUAAGCCUGUAGAAGUGUUAUAUAAGCCAGAGCUUGUUGCAUGGUGAAGUUUCCAAUUGUAGACUGUAGGCUUAUGUAAUGUGUAAUGGGGAGGUUUUCCAUGAUCGUAGACUGUUCUAGUAUAGGCUUGUGAUGUAUAUUGGUGCUACUGUCUCCUGUAAGGUGCUGAUGUGGUAGUCAUGGUAACAUGUUAGUAUAGCAAAUAUCUCUUCCUAAAUAUCAUGAAAUAAAGACUGAGU
Messenger RNA from Branchiostoma belcheri (Belcher's lancelet), 2681 nucleotides. RefSeq names its product angiopoietin-related protein 2-like. Lineage: Eukaryota; Metazoa; Chordata; Leptocardii; Amphioxiformes; Branchiostomatidae. The record is from RefSeq and is a predicted model, not a curated record. Bases 13 to 1038 code for a protein of 341 amino acids. The transcript has 5 exons.